This is a messenger RNA of Colias croceus (clouded yellow), 4819 nucleotides long. Its product is annotated as zwei Ig domain protein zig-8-like. Gene Ontology annotation, cellular component: neuron projection membrane. Gene Ontology annotation, biological process: synapse organization. NCBI's taxonomy places the organism in Eukaryota, Metazoa, Arthropoda, Insecta, Lepidoptera, Pieridae. Bases 155 to 997 code for a protein of 280 amino acids. The transcript has 8 exons. The record is from RefSeq and is a predicted model, not a curated record.
ACGCACGUCCGUCUGUGAAAUAAUCAAUUUACGCACAUUUGUGUUGUGACUUGUGAAUAAGUGCUGUGAGUGUGGUUUUAAAAACGGAAUGUGAAAAUGUAAGUUUUGAUACGAAUCUUCAUUGCGCCAGAAGAAUGAGUAAAGGGCUCUAGAGAUGGCGGUGGGUCUGCUGUUUGGAGUAUUAGGUGCCCUUGCUCUAGUCACAAGGACUGGUUGUACAGACAACACGAAUGGCCUGACCGACAUGCAGGAUGGGUACAGUGACGUGGAGCUCGGCCUGGCGCAGAGAGGUCCCUACUUCGACGUGGCGUACUCUAAAAAUGUCACUGCUUUAGUGGGGAAGACAGCACAACUUAAUUGUAGGGUCCAUAAUCUUGGGAACAGAACGGUAUCAUGGAUAAGGCACCGUGAUAUCCACCUCCUAACAUCCGGGCGGAUGACGUAUACCUCUGACCAGAGGUUCAUCAGUGUUCACAACCCUCACACGGAGGAUUGGAUACUAAAAGUAAGAUUCCCACAAAGAAGAGAUUCUGGGAUCUACGAGUGCCAAGUGGGCACCACUCCUCCUAUUGGUCAUCGGAUGUACCUCUCUGUUGUGGAGCCACUCACAACCAUCCUCGGAGGACCAGAGCUGUUCAUAAACACCGAAAGCACGAUCAAUCUAACCUGUGUGGUGCAGCACUCGCCGGAACCGCCACCAGCAAUACGGUGGACGCAUAAUGAUGAGGAAAUAAACUACGACUCCCCUCGCGGUGGGGUGUCCGUGAUCACCGAGAAGGGAGAGAUGACCACCUCCCACCUCCUGGUGCAGAAGGCGAGAGGCUCUGACUCAGGACGGUAUACCUGCGCACCAGCCAACGCCAACCCUAGAUCUGUUCUCGUCCAUGUACUUAGUGGAGAGCACCCAGCAGCAAUGCAGCAUGGGGGUCAGUUGCGCCUGCAGUACCCGCUGUCGGCAGCCCUACUCAGCGUCAUUGUAGCCCUUAUGGGUUGCUAGUACUCGAAUAGACUAACAUUUUUAAUUUUAGGGCUGGCACAAUAGAUCGAGACCAUUUUUUGUAGAGAAAAUUGACAUUGAAAUAUUAGCUUAUUUUUCAGCCCAUUUGUAUUUGGUUUUAUUUUAGGAUUAAUAUAUAAUUUAAACCAGGGUUAGUAAGCGUUUUAUAUAAUCGAACUAUUUGUAAUAUCUUCGCCAUUUUAAAGUUAUGUAUGAUAAUAUGACCAAUUAGUUUGUUCAUUAAUAAAAAUAUUUAAAAAUAUCGAUGUACGAAUACGAACGAAUACGAAUAAAAGGUAGAUACAUAAUUUCAUAAAUUAUAGUAUUUAAGAUUACUAAAGAUAAAGAAUUAUGAAAAUGGUAUAUUAUAUUAUGCUUCAUUUAUUAUACUUUCAGAACCUUUGAAAGAAAAAGUUUAAAAGUGAACACUUCCUAUUUUAAAUACUACGGUCAUUAAAAGCAACCUUGAAACCUUUCAAUUGGUCCUUCAAGCCGGAUACGGCAAACGAAAUACAAUUACUUACAGUUUCAAAAUUCGAAUUGUAAUAACCAAUAACAACACACUUCAACAGAUCCCCAGACAAUACCACAACAUGACUAACAAUCCAACUAAGAUAUGUCAUGUAAAUUGAAGUUCUGUCACGAGAUUUGUAUUCCCAAACCACUAGUUUUGCUUGCUAUAAUUUAGUCAAUGUAUUCUAGGCUUGCUACAAUUUAGUCAACGUAUUCUAGAGAUAUGUUACAAUUUUGAAGAUUUAAUUUUAAUAUACACGAAGUUCUAACUUCAAGAGAGUUGAAUAUGAGAUAAAAUAAAAUGUACAGGUCCGUUUGUACGGUGGUUUGUAAAGUUAGCAUCUCUGGGGAUAUUAUACAAAUAAGAACGACUUUGUUGGUAGAGGUCGAUGACACGCUUUGAGUAAAAGAGAAUUAUUAGAACUUUAUCUCUCUAGAACUUAUUUCGCCUUUAAAAUUAAGGCGAAUUUUGACCAACUUCUAAAAAAAUAGCAAGAUCAAGUUAACUAUAUUUUUUUGAGUUGGUAACCCCAUAAGUUUCGGCUAGAUGAACCGAUUUUGAUGAUUCUUUUUUAUUUAAAAGCCGUCCUGAUAUUUGUUUAUUGUAUUUCUUCAUUUAAUUUUUUUCCACUGCUCACCUCUUCCAGGCGGUUUAGUUUCUUGUCAAAAAGAAUUAUAUGAUUCGUCAUCCAUUUGUCAUUGGGUUUUAUACAAGAGUUACAAAUCUAUCAGGCCAAGGCCACCUUUCUGUGAAUGUGGCGUCACGCAGAUGUCCCACUCUGAUGCGAAUCGAGAGCUUUUCUGAGUCGGCUCUUGACAUAUUGUUCACAAUUUUUAUUUCUUAUUGUAAUAUUUUAGGUCAAGUGAUUACUGCGCUGUUUUUUGAUGGAAGAUAUUCGAAUGUGGCUAUUAUUUCAAAUGUUUAUUCUAUAUAAGUCCAUUGCUCAUAUAGAUCAUUUGAAUGUGGCUAUGAUGACAUAAGAGUUCAUUGUUUAGUCAUAAUUUAAGAAGAUUAUUUCACUUAGUUUGUCCAUUAUUUAAUGUUACUUUAAUUAUAUACCUAAUAUUAAUCUAUUUCAAGCUUUAGUUAACAAGGUAUUUUCAAAUUCACAAACCCACACACAUCGACACUUUUAUAUAUAUUUAAAAUUUAAAAAGUUAAGAACGUAUAAAAUCUUAAUGGUGAUUUGUGAAUAUAUUAAAAAAUGGCGAAGAUAUUAUUUAAUUAAACAAUUAAUUUUGAUGUGCAUGGAUGAUGGUGUUAAUACAUUUGUAAAUAAUAAAUUAAGUUGUAGUGUAAUUAAUUAAAAUUGUAAUUGUAAAUUGUAUUGACGAAUGGGAAUAUGUUGAAUUUAGAAUUAACGUAAACUAUGAUUCCGAUCAUACAGAUUGUAAGUUCUCUUAAGACUCGGGUCAAACCAAAUAUGAGCGUGUGGGCAGAGUACACGUGUCAGAAGUGAAACUUCUUUGGCAUGAUUCAAGGAUACCUACCAAGCUUUAUUCCAUGACAUGAAUAAGGAAACAACAAAGUUACUUUCCUGGAAGAUAAAAUAAUUUCCUCGAACGUGUCAAAUCUUCCGUUUCAUUGGACAAAAAAUGAAAUGAAAUCCAAUUAAGAUUUGCCUUCAAUCCCCUAGUAAAACGUUACUUAAUAAUAAACCGCAAUACUUCAAUAUAUAAAAGUGAUGAAACUGUAUAGCCGAUACAUUUAAAUACUUACGAUGAUGCUUUUCCGUGCGUAUUCCAUUACUCCUCACAAUGAAGCAGACACAACACUCCCAUACAAAGCCAUCAACGUAUUUGUGUCGCUGGAAAAAAUCGUUUUUCACCCAAUUGAUUUUUAAAACGAUAUUCGAAACCUUUCAAGUAAAUUGUCCCGUUUUGAGAACAAAUGGACGGAUUUGGUUAAGUCAUCAGAAAUUUACGAAUUUAAUUUUCAAGGCGGAAUCAAAUUUUCGUUUGAUUUGAGAAUACUUUUUUAAAAUGAACAAUGGCGCCGUUCUUUUUGAAAAUUUUUAGAAUAACUUAAAUUCUCAUUUCUUUUCCUAUGAGUUCAGUGGUUAGCGCAUUACCUAAAUGAACUAUAUUUUUAACUCAGUUUGACUCUCAGUGGAGACUAAUACUGCCUAUAUAUUAUUAUCUAGAAUAUUAGGCAUAAUAUCGUAGGUACCCUACAACCAAAUUAUAAGUAAAGACUACAUUUUAAAACUAUGGUAAAAAAAUCUAUACAUUCAUCCUUUGCAUAGGGCUGUCCCUAUUGUCUCUUUCCUUACGCAAACUUUUUAAAAACGUGCAAAGGGCUGGUCCUAUAAUAAAUUAGGUUUGUCCACGACUUCGCGUGGGAGUAAGUAAAUUGCGUUUUUCCCUCGUAAUUUGCAACAUUUUUCAUUGAUGCUACGUGGUGGUAACUUGAUGUCAUUUGUUAUAUAGACUUCUCCCCCGGCUCUGCCCGGAUAGUUCUUUUAUUUAUCGUAAAAUAAAAUAAACUAUUAUUUUUUUAAAGUCUUAUUAGAUCGAGUCCUUUUAGAGUCCAUAGUUUAUGUGAAUUAAGAUAGCCUUCCUCGUCAAAUGAAACAUAGAAAAUACCUUUGGAUCUUGAGAAAUAAAACCAAAGACCUUACGUAUAGUACUAACUAUUUUACCAAAGAAACAGCUACCAUGAUUCACAAAAAUCAGUUUAUUUAUGUAAAUAUAUUACUCGAGAUAUUCAACAAUUUCCAUUUGUCAAUACAAUAUUUUCACGCAUUUAUUAAAAUAGAUUUAGACCAUGUUACAUUAAAGUUCUUAAAGCAUACAAUGUACGAGUAAUUAAAUUAUUUAAGCUAAUUAAGAUUGUAAUUAUCAUGCAAAUGUUUGAGUUUUACGUUAAAUUACGGUUGUGUAAAUAAUAUCGAGGAUGGAAAGAUGAAAUACUGUAAAUCUUUACUUAUUACCUUUUUUUUUAAGUGGGGAAAUCUUCCAAAGAUACCCAUGGCCUCCGGGGUAGGAGCCGUGGGUUAUGUCGGAUUCUUAACGACUAAAACCCCACUGUGUUCCGUCGAGCCGCUUUAAUGAUGGGGCCGCUGGUAUUGGUUGGAAUUCUUCCGCGACCAUGCAAUUAUUACCUACUUAAAUAUAAAAAGUUCUCAGUUUUUUUGAUAGACUUAAAAAUGUCGUUAUAUAGAAUGUUCUGCAAGCUUGCUUAUAAAUAACUAUUAACUACAAUAAUGUUUCAGGAAAUAUUUAAACGAUUAAUGUAUAAGUUAAUAAUUUAAUUCUGUAUUAGUCUAUUAUGUAUAUUUGUAACAGUAUUUUACCUUUCCCAUAGCG